AGCUCCCCUUAAACCGGCUCUGGUGGGAUGAACGAAAAAGGAUUCAUUUUUAUUUAUUAAAACAAAUGUAAUAUAUUUUCAAAUGGCUAAACACAUACUGUAUUGUACAUAACGGCAAACGUGUUUUGAAUUGUUUUUACUAAAAAAAAUGUUCAAAAUUGGCUCGAUAACAUCACGUGACGCUGCGCUGCGCUGCUAUUGGUCACACGGCGGCGGCGAAGAUGGCGGAGUCGGAGAUGUGUGCGAGGAGCAGUCAGGAGUUAUGGACCAUCUUACUUGGGAGAUCCGCCUUGCGGGAGCCGGCCCAGAUAGAAGCAGAAUUAGAUCGAAAUGGAGAGCGGCUGCUGCAGGGCCUUUCCUACUACAAACCACCUAGUUCUUCAUCAGCAGACAAGCUGAAGGCAAAUAAAAACGUUGCUCAGCCUCUAAAAGACUUUGGACUCAGAAUCAGCAAAUUGCUGGGUCUGGAUGAACAGCAGAGCGUGCAGAUUCUGCAGUGUUACCUGCAGGACGACUACAGAGGCACUCGCAACACACUAAAGACGGUGCUGCAGGACGAGAGACAGAGCCAGGCCUUACUGCUCAAGAUAGCCGAUUAUUACUAUGAGGAGAGGGUGUGUCUCCUGCGCUGUGUUCUCCUCCUUCUCACCUACUUCCAGGAUGAGAGGCAUCCCUAUAGGGCGGAGUACGCUACCUGUGUGAGUAAACUGGAGAAGGACCUAGUGAAUAACUACCAGCAACAGUUUGAAGCUCUAUUCAACGCGGAGGCUCCAACAUGGGAAACUCACGGGAACCUGAUGACGGAGAGGCAGGUGUCUCGGUGGUUUACUCAGUGUCUGAGGGAGCAGGCUUUGCUCCUGGAGGUUUUGUUCCUGUACUACGCCUACUUCGAGAUGCCUCCUAGUGACCUUUCAACCUUUACUCGGCUGUUUAAGGAGCAGGGCUUCGGGCAGCGGCAAACCAACAGGCACCUCGUAGACAAGAGCAUGGACGCAUUGGUGGACCGAAUCGGGUAUUUCAGCUGCCUGAUUCUAGUCGAGGGGAUGGAUAUUGACUUUUUGCAUAAAUGUGCUCUGGAGGAUCGAACAGAACAACACCAACUCAGCAACACUCCCGACAUCAACAAGGAGAUGGAUCAGAUGUUGCUGACGUUUGGUGAUAUCUCCCACCACGGCCCGGUUCUGCUGGCCUGGGUCCUUCUCAGACAUACGCUCCAGCCUGUGGAAGCUGGUCCGGUUGUCAGAAGGCUCGGCCAAACGACGCUCCAGCUGGGAGUGUUCCAGUACCUCACAGACAUGCUGCAAGCCCUUGGCAACACAGACAACAACUGCACUGCCAGUACUGCGCGAAUGUGUAUCUAUGGUCUCCUCUCAUUCGUGGUCACCUCCUUUGAAGAGGACACUUUGGGCAGCCAGCAGCAUCUGAUCAACGCUGCCUGUGAGGUCCUCGCAGCCCCAAGUCUAGCCGAGCUCUUCUGGGAGUCAAAGCCUAAUGUGGGUCUGGAGAUGAUCCUGGACUCUGCGGUGGGGGUCUUUCCUCACAAAACUGGGCCGUUGUUGCAGUUACUUACAGCCCUACUGUCUGACAAAUCUACUGCUAAAAGGGUGUACACGUUUCUGGAUAAAAUGUCUUUCUACACAGAGGUGUACAAAAACAAACCCAACGACGUGCUGUCCAGAGAGGAUGAGACGCUGUGGAGGAGACUGGCACCCAAACUCCUCUAUCCUCUGGGUGCGGGUCAGACUAACCUGCGGAUGCCUCAAGGGUGUUACGGGCAGGUGUGUGUGGGGGAGCAGGGAUAUGUGGUGCGGUGGGAUUACUCCUACAGCUCCUGGACCCUCUUCACCUGUGAGAUAGAGAUGCUGCUGCAUGUGGUCUCCACUGCAGAUGUGUUGGCCCAUUGUGAGAGAGUGAAGCCCAUACUGGACCUUGUCCAUAAAAUCAUCAGUACUGACUGGACGGUUUCUGACUGCUUGCUGCCUCUAACUUCACGAAUCUACAUGCUGCUUCAGAGGUUGACGUCUGUCAUAAACCCCCCAGUGGAUGUGAUCGCUUCCUGUGUCAACUGCCUCAUUGUUCUCGCUACACGGCAACCUGCAAAGGUUUGGUCCAGCCUGCAGCACACGGGGUUCCUGCCCUUUGCAUCCGUCCCCCUAACGACCAUGGCACAGACCAUAAGCGCCGAGGGAAUGAAAGCUGGUAACUAUGGCAACCUGCUGGUGCUGUUUGAGCAGCCCCGAGGAGAAUAUGCCGUGACAGUUGCCUUCUUGAGACUGGUCACCACACUCGUCAAGGGUCAGGUGGGCAGCACUCAGAGCAAAGGGCUGAUUCCCUGUGUGCUCCUGGUGCUGAAGGAGAUGCUGCCCUCGUACCACAAGUGGCGCUAUAACACACACGGAGUCCGAGAGAAGAUUGGUUGUCUGAUUUUGGAGUUGGUCCAUGCUAUUCUCAACCUGAGUCCUGAGGGGGAGUCAGAGGGCAGCACUCCCAGUCUGCAGUCUCUCUGUAUCUACAGCCUGGCCAACACUGAGGCAGGUCAGGCUGUGGUCAACAUCAUGGGCGUCGGAGUGGACACCAUCAGCGUGGUACUGGCAGCUCAGCCCAGCAGUAGUGGUAGCUGUGAAGGUCCUGGGCAGGUGUUAAUUCAGACGGUGAAAUUGGCCUUUUCAGUCACCAAUAACGUCAUCAGACUGAAACCGCAGUCGGACACGGUUUCUCCUCUGGAGCAGGCUCUCACACAGCACGGUGGGCACGGCAACAACCUGAUAGCGGUUUUGGCUAAAUAUAUUUACCACAAGCACGAUCCAGCACUGCCGAGACUCGCCGUCCAGCUGCUGAAGAGACUCGCCUCGGUGGCUCCCAUGUCUGUGUAUGCGUGUCUGGGCAGCGACGCUGCAGCAAUCAGGGACGCGUUCCUCACUCGACUGCAGAGCAAGACAGUCGACCUGCGUAUUAAAGUCACCAUCCUCGAGUUCCUCACUGUUGCAGUGGAAACACAGCCUGGACUCAUCGAGCUCUUCCUCAACCUCGAGACCAAAGAUGGCAGUGAAGGGGCAAAGGAGUUUUCUCUGGGUGAGUGGAGCUGUCUGGCCGUGGUCCUGGAGCUGUUGGACUGUGAGCUGCAGGGGCAAUACUGGUGUCCCCCUCUGUUGCAGAGAGCUGCACUGGCAUUCCUGCACGCCCUGUGGCAGGACCGCAGAGACAGCGCACUGUCUGUGCUCCGCACCAAGGAGAAGUUCUGGGACAAUCUGACCACGCCUCUCUUUGGGACCCUGCCCCCACCGUCAGAGACCACCGAGCCGUGUGUUUUGGAGUCUUGUGCCUUUGUGAUGAAGAUUAUAGGCCUUGAGAUCUACUAUGUUGUCAGUGGUCAGCUGGAGGGCUCUCUAAAGGCAGCGCUGCAGCGGCUGAGCUCCCAGCGCCGGUAUGAAUUCUGGUCUCAGUAUGUGAGGGAGCUGGUUUGUGCUGCCUGUGAGGGAGAGGACGGGGGGAUGAGGUCACUGUCGGAGUCUCAGAUGCUCAUCUCGGCCUGGCGGACCCUGCUUAUACUCUCCACCAGCCACUCUGAUGUUAUGCAGCUGAAGGAAGACGCUGUUAGACUGAAGCUGUUCAUGGAUGUUCUAGAGGGAACCAAAGCAGCAUUGCUGAUGCCUCAGUCUGUAGCGUGUCUGCGUCUGGGCUCCAUGAUGGCCACCCUGCUGCUCAUCCUGCUCAAGCAAUGGAAGAGUGUGCUGGUUUCAGCUCCUGCUCUGUUGCCUCCUCUCUCUCUGAUGCUGGAGAAUGUUCUCCAAGCAGAUCAGCAGCUGAUGGAGAGAACCAAAGCAAAGCUCUUCUCAGCUCUAAUAUCUGCCCUACACAUUCAGGGCCUUAACGGAGGAGAGAUUACCCAGCUGCCCCAGCUGCUACUGUGCGUGUGUGAGACGGUCCAGGACGAGGCUCUGGCUUUGAUUGACAGCACACGGCACAUUACCCAGAAAAGCGACACCCAGGAAGACAGCAUGGAGACAGACACGCCGCGCAGUGUGCAGAAAGACCAGAGAGACUCGGUGUGCGUGUUGGCUCUGCACCUGUCUAAAGAGCUGUGUCGGGCGGAUGAGGAUGGUGAGCAGUGGCUUCAGGUGAUGAGGAAGCUGCCGGUUCUGCCCUCAGUUCUAAGCGCUCUAGAACUCAGCCUGCGCUCCAAACAGAACCUUUACUUCACUGAGGCUGCGCUGCAUCUGCUGCUCACACUAGCCAGAACACCACAGGGAGCAGCAGCAGUGGCAGGUGCUGGAGUGAUUCAGAGUAUCUGCCUCCCUCUGCUCAGUGUGUAUGAAGGUCCAGCAAACGGAGCCACACAGGCGUUCUCCCGUAAGCCCCUGGAUGCGCCUUGCUGGCCAGGUGUAUAUCGUCUCUGUCUAUCUCUGAUGGAAAGUCUGCUCAAGACGCUGCGCUACAACUUCAUCAACGAGGCUCUGGACUUCGUAGGUGUUCACCAGGAGCGUAUUUUACAGUGUCUGAGUGCAGUGCGGACUGUGCAGUCUUUAGCGUGUCUGGAUGAAGCGGACCACACGGUGGGCUUCCUGCUGCAGCUCUCCAGCUUCUGCAAAGAGUGGCAGUUCCACCUCCCACAACUGCUCAGAGACGUGCAGGUGAAUCUGUGUUACCUGUGUCAGACAUGUACAUACCUGCUCCACAGCAAGAAAAUGCUACACCACUACCUCCAGGCGAAGAAUGGGGAUGCUCUACCUCAGGGGUCCCGUCCACAGCGAGUUCUACAGCCCACCUCUAAGGAGCAGCCACUGAGUGGAGAGCGAGAGGAGGCGGAGUCUAAAGCUUUGCAGGCGGUGCAGUGCAGCCUUCUGAAGAUUUUGAGCAAAACACUGGCAACCUUACAGCACUUUACACCAGACUGCUGCCAGAUACUGCUGGACCAGUCCAUGGACCUUGCGGAGUACCGAACCCUGUUUGUGCUGAGUUUCACCACUCCUGCCUUUGACUCAGAUGUCGCUCCGUCGUUUGGAACCCUGCUGGCCACCAUCAACGUGGCGCUGAGCAUGCUCGGAGAGAUUGAGAAGAAAAAGGAGCCAGCAGUCUCAUCAGAGGAAACGCAAGCACUUAAGUCCCUGCUGAUGUUUUCGAUGGAGAACUGUUUCUAUGUGCUGAUCUCGCAGGCCAUGCGCUGUCUAAAGGACCCGGCCGUUCUGCCCCGAGACAAGCAGAGAGUCAAACAAGAGCUCAGCUCUGAACUGAGCACGUUGUUGACGACGCUGUUCCGUUUUUUCCGCCGUGGAUCCCCUUCUUCCCCGGCCAGCGGCCUGCUGCCCUCUCCCCAGACCAAACCCACCACCCCAGGGGCAAAGGUCACGCAGGAGGGCCAGGAACCCUUCAUCCAGCUGGUGCAGGCCUUUGUACGGCACGUCCAGCGCUAGGAGAGGACACACAUGGAAACAUUCUUUGCAGACUUGUGCACUGAGUAAUGCUCAUAUUUGAAACAACUACUGCAUCAGAGAAACUUCAAUUUCGGGGCUCCAAAGUCAACAUGAAGAAUCUCUUUCUGAAUCAGUUUGGUUCAGAUGAAGGAGCCACAUGUUCACUGUGACAUUACCCACGUGUUCUUGUUUUGUCUGAAAACGUACAUCGAGUCAAUGAGGGACCGUUUUUUGGGGGUUUUUCAGUUCUGCUUUUCUUGUGGUGCCAAAGUGUUUCUUUACCUUGUUCACAUCUAUCCCUGAACUGUCACAGGGCAAGUGUAUUUUAAUAAAAACAGUGCUUCUUUGCAUGCAGGUAUAUAGUGAAGAACAUGACUACAUAGUGUUUACUGUUUCUACGUACAUAAACAUAUCAGCUGCACAAUGGUGUCAGACAGGAAGGGGGAAUAUAAAUAAAUAUGAGGGCCUUUAUUGUUACAGUCUUGCAUUUCAGUUAAAUUUCUCACCCUGUUGUACUGUUGGUUAUAAACUGUUUGUGUGAAGAGUUUGUUGUGCUUUUUGAAAAUACACACCUCACCUGUAGGUGAUGAGACAUUAUAAAUUUUAAAGUUACAAUCAGGGCUUGACAGUGAAAUUGAAAAAAAACGGGGUUAACUGAUUGAGCUCUGAAUGUAAGUGCUAAUGAUCAAUAACUUAUGGAAGCGCAUUUUAAUUUUUACAUAAUGUGUAAAUAAUGGAAGUGAGGCUUCUAAGGCUUUGGCCCCCCUGGGGUGUGAGGGGGGGGCGGAAAUAACCUAAAAAUGCACUUGAAACAUGACGUACUGUCAGUUUGAUGUAACAAAAAUGUCCAGAGUCCGUUUGUAGCUUUAAAGUGUUGAAGGGAACAUCGUGUCGAAAAGACGAGGCACAUUUUCCCGUCUAAUUGAGGGCUACAUUUAAAAAUCAGUCACUUGUAUAAAAGUAGGAACCAGAGCGGGUAUCGUACCACCGUGUUUGUGUGGAAAUAAGGUGCUACAGUCAGUUUCCCAGCUGAGUGUCCACAGGCCUAGUUUUAUAGGCUGGUUUCUGUGAGGUGCCCAGUCAUAUCUGCAGUGAAUUGGUGCUGAUUUAAGCUUUUGUUCCUACCGAAGUUUAACUGACCUGACUCAACAUUAUUGUUACUAAGAUUUCAAGUAGUUGAACUUUGUUCUGUUUCUGACUGGUCAGCUGGGCUUCUGAGUUAGAGUGAGGGCUCACUGAUGAAACCAGUCAAAAGCCUGUGUGUGUUGAACGAAAGGAACAUCUUUAUGUUUGUAAGGAAAACGUGGCACGCAAAGAAAUUAAUGCUAAUGGGGACCAUAUAGCAUAAAGUCAUUUGUCUAAUGCUACCUGGUCUUCAAGCAUUCAUUUAUUAUUUUAAAUAUUAGCAUUUUUGGCUGAAGUACUCUUGUUAUUUAAAUAGUCUUUUCUGGGAACUCAUCAUCUAGUGAUAUCCAUCUUUUUAUUGCUUAAUGGCUUGUACAUUUUACUGUAUGUGCACCAACAAAGUGUACUUUUGUUUCCAUAAUUUCUAGCUACUUUAUUUGUUUUAUAUUACAAAGUGGCCGUUUCACUGGAUGCCAAUAUUUCUACCAGCUGAAACAAUGUAUUUUUGUCACUAUAGUUUGUUUAUAUAAUAAUAAAGGAUUUACAGAUUA
This is a messenger RNA of Colossoma macropomum (tambaqui), 7087 nucleotides long. RefSeq names its product nucleoporin 188 (gene nup188). The coding region runs from base 222 to 5411 and encodes 1729 amino acids. Lineage: Eukaryota; Metazoa; Chordata; Actinopteri; Characiformes; Serrasalmidae. Gene Ontology annotation, biological process: RNA export from nucleus; protein import into nucleus. The record is from RefSeq and is a predicted model, not a curated record. Gene Ontology annotation, cellular component: nuclear pore inner ring. Gene Ontology annotation, molecular function: structural constituent of nuclear pore. The transcript is spliced from 43 exons.